GUCCACAGAAACGGUGACAUCCAUACCUCACGAUUUCGAAACUGGUGACAUCGCUACCGCGCGUAGAUCUAUAGUUUGAGAAACUGAGACGUCAGAACUGCGUACACGAAUUGAGAACCGGUGACGUCAGUACCACGCAGUUUGAGAAAUGGGGACAUCAGUACCACAGAAUGAUCUUCCUUUGGAGAACCGUUGAAAUCGGUACAUACUUACAGUUUUGAGAACCGAUGAAAUCGGUACUACACACAUGACAGUUUGAAAACCGGUAACAUAGGCGCAAAUAGAUUUCUAGUUUGAGAACCGGUGAAAUAGGUACCACAGCUAAAUCUCCAGUUUGAGAACCGGUGACAUCGGUACCACAGAUACAUGACAGUUUGAAAACCGGUAACAUCGGCACAAAUAGAGCUCUAGUUCGAGAACCGCCGAAAUAUGUACCACGGGUAGAUCUCCAGUUUGAGAACCGAUGAAAUCAGUACCACACUUACAGUUUGGAAACCUGUGACCUCAGUACCACCAAUAGAUCUCCAGUUAGAGAACCGGUGACAUCGGUACCACAGAUAGAUCUUCAGUUAGAGAACCGGUGACAUCGGCACCACAGAUAGAUCCUCAGCUUGAGAACCGGUGACAUCGGUACCACACACACGCCCUCGGUACCACGACGGAGCCGGUCAUGGCGGACUGGGGCUAGAUACUCGGCCCCUCCGGCCCCUCCCCGCACGGCCAGGGAGGAGUUGCCGGUGGAAGAUCUGCACAUGAUUGCUUUACAGUCGGCGCUGGCUGUUGACAUGAGCAACCGUCGGAACGACAGCUUCCGACUGGCAAUAGAGAGUCGUGAGACGGACCAGUGGCAAUCCCCUCUCUACCUCGGACACACAACCUACCUCACAUGCUUCCAGAGAAUGGUCCGACGCGUGGCUAAAGAGUUCCUCCCAGACCAGGUUGACCGCCAGUUUUACGCUGACCGCUACACCUGCUGCCCGCCACCACUGUUCAUACCUAUCAUCACAUUGCUGGAGGUGGGCUGCUUUGUGUACUAUUGUGUGGAAUCCCGUCUGAUCACCUUCACUGGCCCGGUCCCCACAGCCAGCAUCUUCAUCUACCGGCCGGAUCGACGGCACGAAGUCUGGCGCUUCUUCUUCUACAUGAUGGUACAUGCGGGUUAUGUGCACCUUCUGUUCAAUGUGUUGGUGCAGGUGGCAGUGGGCUUGCCCUUGGAGAUGGUGCACGGACCCUGUAGGAUUGCCCUCAUCUACCUGGCUGGGAUUUUGGCAGGUUCUCUUGGUACUUCUGUGUUUGACAUGGACGCCUUCCUUGUGGGGUCCUCAGGAGGGGUCUAUGCCCUGCUGGCUGCCCACUUAGCCAAUGUGUUGUUGAAUUAUUCUCACAUGGAGCUGGGGAUCCUCAAGCUGGCGACAGUUUUUGUUAUUGCGAGUUCUGACGUCGGCUUCGCCAUCUGGACCAGGUACUCCCAGCCCCAGGGAGAAAGUUCGCCCCCUUUGGGCUACACGCCUCACUUGACCGGUGCACUGGCUGGGCUGACUGUUGGCCUGGCUGUGUUGAAGAGCUUCCAGCAACAUCUGCACCAGCAGUAUAUGUGUUGGCUGGCCCUAGCUAUCUACACCGGCUGUGUGGGCUUUGCGCUCUUCUGGAACAUCUUCUACUACUGAGCUGGACAGGCAAUGGACUCUCUUUGCGUGUGUGUGUGUGUGUGUGUGUGUGUGUGUGUGUGUGUGUGUGUGUGUGUGCGCGUGUGCGUGUGCGUGUGCGUGAAAAUGAGAGUGUGGAAGGAGGUUGACAGAGGAGUGACUGAUGGUGAAAAUUGGGAAGGGGGAGGAGAGCAGUGGUGGGGUGAGGAGAAUUCCUUUUGAGCUAGCUGUGAUGUGUGAAUAAUAUUAAUAUUUUAAAAAUAUUUAUCUUCAACUCCCACAAUGAAUCGCACAAGUCAGUAUGAAGUUAAUCAACUUUGCUGGACCCGAUUUCUGACAAUUACUGCUUGGUUGGUAAAAUGCCAAAUACCAGAGACUAAUUCUUGCAUUUCAUUAGGAGAUUUGAGUCUGAUGUUAACUGAUUGUUACUAAGUAGUGUGAUCAACAAAGAUCAUGAUGUGUGUCAGACAAGCACUUUGCAGUACAUUGAAUUAACACUGUCUAGUAUGUUGGCAAAAGAUCAUGUGAGGUGUUUGACAAGGACUAGUUUAUUGGACUAAGACUGCGUAGAGUGUUGGAUAAAGAACGUGCACUUUGUAGGACAAGGACUCUGUGGUAGACUGGACAAAGACUCUGUAGUGUGUAGGAAAAAAGUUAUUGUCGUAUGUUGCACAAGGACUUUUCUAGAUCAUUGGACAAAGACUUUGGUGUAUUGAACAAAGACGAAUUUCCGUAAUUUGUUGAACAAAAACCACAUAUUGUCUCGGAAAAGAACUAGAUCUAUAUUGAUGUGUUGAAGAAUAAUUUCUUUUUGUGUUGGGUAAAGCAAAGACUGCUUAGUUUAUUGGAGGGAGAUGGUGCGUUAUAUUUCCUUGUAAAUAGAGAAAGUGAGAUAUAUUCUUGAUUCUUAUUAAUUUACUCUAUAGGGAUGGCGAUGGGUGGGAACACAUGUAGCUGACGUCUGUGUUCAGUUAGGACUAAUAAUAGACAGGGCCUACAGGGGAUCUCCCAGGCCACCCGGUGGAAUAAAAUCAGGGUUUGGGAAACCGGUUAAGAAUUAAGACGUUAAUGAAAAUGUUGCAUUUGUCAUGUAUUUCAUCUCAUGGUUGUGAUCAUGGGAUAGUUUUUUGCUACAGCUUGUAUUAUAUAUUAUAUUGGAGAUGGGCUCACAGUGAAUGCUGUGACCCAGAAGCUGCUGUUUGUGAUUAAUAAAGAAGUGUGUACUAAACACAUUUAUGAAAAUGUG
Aplysia californica (California sea hare) is the source of this 2892-nucleotide messenger RNA. Its product is annotated as rhomboid-related protein 3. The record is from RefSeq and is a predicted model, not a curated record. Gene Ontology annotation, molecular function: serine-type endopeptidase activity. NCBI's taxonomy places the organism in Eukaryota, Metazoa, Mollusca, Gastropoda, Aplysiida, Aplysiidae. Gene Ontology annotation, cellular component: membrane.